AUAGUAGUUAACAACUCAUUGACUUUCACAUUUGUCAUCCUUUAUUAUCCAAAGUUGUAACCGUUGACAAAAGCUUAUUAAUUAUGAUGAAAUUAAAACAUCCAAUAAUAAGAGGCAUGAUGCUUGCUAACUUAUAUUCUGUUAGUACGUACGGGCGUGUACUUUGCGCACGGAUAAUUCACUUUCGACUACUCCCCACACAUGCCAUGCACAAGCUCAUACUAUACCAUUUUAAUUUCUAUUAUUAAUUCUAAAUUAAUUAGCUAGUAAUUACAAUAAACAACACUUAAUUACAUAAACUUUAGACUACUAUAAAUACUCGAAGAUCUGAACCACAAAUCAUCAUCAACAAUUAACUCAUUUACUUAAAUCACUAGUAUUUUCAAAAGCUAAGGAAAAAAAAAAAAAAAAAAAAGGCUAGGGUAAUGUCUAACAAGAGAAUGAAGGUACUCCAAACACUCUCGAUCUCGAUCGCUCUCCUCAUGAUCCUCCUCCAAGCCUCCUCGGCUCGAGGGCAGGACACCUCCGAGUGCGAGGUGGCCGCUAGUGGUGGAUGUUAUGACAAGGAAAAAUCCUUGAAGCUAAAAGUGAUAGGCAUUUUUACCAUAUUAGUAGCUAGUAUGAUUGGAAUAGGGUUACCCUUAUUUUCAACUGCUUUUCCUGCGUUACACCCCGAUCGUAACGCGGCUGUUAUAGUAAAAAUCCUAGCUGCAGGGGUAAUUUUGUCCACGGGUUUCAUGCACGUCCUUCCUGAUUCUUGGAAUGAUUUAACUUCACCAUGUUUGCCUGAAAACCCUUGGAGAAUUUACCCCUUUUCUACUUUUAUUGCUAUGGUUACGACGGUCUUGACCAUGAUGAUGGACACAGUUGCAACCGCGUACUUUAAGAAGAAAGGGUUGAAGAGAAUGCACGCCCAUUGUGGUAACCAUGGUACCGACAAUGGUGGUAGUGGUGUUGGUACUAUACAUCACAUGCAAAGUCCUAGAGAAGGUGACAUGGAAAUGGUUGAUCAUCAUGACAUUAGUAGCAAUAAAAAACAAGGUGUGGAAUCCGAGGAGAAGCAGUCUCAACUCUUGAGGUAUCGCAUUAUUGCUCAGGUAUUAGAGUUGGGAAUAGUAGUGCACUCAGUGGUGAUUGGAGUGGCAAUGGGUGUUUCAAACAAUCCAUGCACAAUAAGACCACUCGUCGCGGCUAUGUGCUUCCAUCAACUCUUUGAGGGCAUGGGUCUUGGUGGUUGCAUCUUACAGGCCGAGUAUGGAAUGAAGAUGAAAGCAACAAUGGUAGCAUUCUUUUCAGCAACAACACCAUUUGGGAUAGCUCUUGGGAUUGGCAUGCUAAGUUUUUAUAAUGAGAAUAGCCCAGCUGCCCUAAUUGUUGUUGGAGUGUUGAAUGCUAUUUCUUCAGGGCUACUAAUUUACAUGGCUUUGGUGGACUUGUUAGCAACUGAUUUUAUGGGACCUAAACUUCAAGGAAAUAUCAAACUUCAAUUUGUUUGCUAUUUUGCUGCCUUCCUAGGCAUGGGAAUUAUGUCUCUCAUGGCGAAAUGGGCGUAAUAACGACAUGUAAUGGAAUACUUAUGUUCGAAGCUCGUUAAUGCAUAUGAUUUAAUGGAAGAUUUCCUAAAGUUUUCCUUUUUCUAGCU
Messenger RNA from Chenopodium quinoa (quinoa), 1642 nucleotides. RefSeq names its product zinc transporter 7-like. Lineage: Eukaryota; Viridiplantae; Streptophyta; Magnoliopsida; Caryophyllales; Amaranthaceae. Gene Ontology annotation, biological process: zinc ion transmembrane transport. The transcript is spliced from 3 exons. Gene Ontology annotation, cellular component: plasma membrane. Gene Ontology annotation, molecular function: zinc ion transmembrane transporter activity. The coding region runs from base 426 to 1553 and encodes 375 amino acids. The record is from RefSeq and is a predicted model, not a curated record.